Molecule: messenger RNA, 1107 nt
Organism: Botrytis sinoallii
Lineage: Eukaryota; Fungi; Ascomycota; Leotiomycetes; Helotiales; Sclerotiniaceae
Exons: 5
Coding region: 1-1107 (368 amino acids)
Source: RefSeq, a predicted model, not a curated record
AUGGAGAAUACAAAAACACCAUUAUCGAAAGAGGGGUUAAACUUACUAUUCGAUGCAGAAAAGAAUGCGAAAGUAGAUGUUGUAUUCGUUCACGGCUUGAUGGGUCAUCCCAAGACAACGUGGGAAAUCAUCGACACCAACAACAACCCGAUCGACCCAAAUGAGACUAUAUAUUGGCCGAAAGAUCUUCUGCCAAAAACUCUACCAGAAAGUCGAAUAUUCUCAUUUGGAUAUCCAACGCACUUUGCAACUUUCUAUCCAAUUGUUACUGCUGAUAUGAUCGCUCAUACAACAGUUGAUCAUAACUCUACAACUUUAGUAACCAAAUUGGGAAAUUUUAGACGAGAAACAGAUACAGCAAACCGUCCAAUUUUCUUCAUUGUACAUUCACUUGGGGGUCUCGUCACUGCCAAUAGUCUUUCAGUUCGCUAUGGUUCAGACUUUCAAAGCCAGAGUGUAGUAGACAACACCCGUGGCGUCAUAUUUCUCGGUACACCUUUCAAAGGAUCAUCCAAGGCAGUAUGGGCCAAGAUGGCCGAAAGGUUUCUUGGACUAUUCAGCGACAGCAAUGAUCAGAUUAUCAAGGAUCUCGACAAAGAUUCCACCAAGCUUCAAGCCAUCAGCCACGACUUUCACGUUCUACUUCAAGAAAGAUAUGCAUCGAAGGAGCUCAAGCCGAUUCAGGUAGCAUGUUUCUUCGAAACGAAGCACACAGAGAAGAAAUUGGGGAAGCUAAAAGUAAAGAAGGACCUCGGCCAGAUUGUCACAGCUGACUCAGCGACGUUGGCUGGAUACAAACCCAUCGCUAUCAAUGCUGAUCAUCUUGCUAUGUGCAAAUUCCAAGAUGCUCAGACGGAUGGGUAUGUCAGUGUCACUGAUACUUUGAAGCUUAUGAUCUCGAGAUUAGAUGAAGAUUAUGACAAACUCAAGAAUGACGGCCGAACAUCCAUCCAGCUUGGAGACAUCGAAAACCAUGUUUCAACCAAUUAUGGAUAUCUUGGUGGGCAUAUGGUGGGUAUGACGAAGGACGCGAACCGUGUCGUCGUCUCGCACAAUUUCGGAGUAGGUUAUGGCCCUCUUCCACACAAUCCAAACCUAGGAGCCUAG